AUGGAGCCUAGCGAGGAGCAAAUCUCAAAGACCAUGACGUCGGAACCUAGUGGGGAGCGAAUUUCAGAGACUAUCAUUUCCGAACCUUCUGAGGAAUGGAUAUCAGAUAUCACCUCAGAGCUUUCCUCAGAACCAAUAUCGGAAAUCAUCAUCUCUGAGCCUUCUGAAGAACCCACAUCAGUCAUUAUUACUUUGGAGCUCUCGAUUCCAACUAUCUCAAGCAUUGCCAUUCUCACUUCGCCUCCAUCUAGCGAAGGCAUAUCAAGUCCGAGGAUAACCGUGGUUUCCGAAAUACCUACUCUCAUGACCCCUCCUCCACCGACAGCUAAGUCACCGUCGCUAGCCAAAACCGAUGGUUCAUAUGAGUCCAGCAUCUUACGUCCAUCCCCAUCACUGCAUUCGGCUGCCCUUCCGGAGCUGGACCUGUCUCUCGAGACAUCUUUCCUGCAGCCUUCCGAAUCCUUUGUGCCUCUUCCACGAGGUCCUCAAUGGACUGUUGAGUGUUUGCCAUCGUCGCCCACAUCUCUCCGUGAUAAUAGCUCGAUAACACCUCCUGUAAUUCUUGCAGAAAUCCCAACAGUUCCAUCGUCUGUCCAGGUCCAAGCUCUGCUAUCAGCAAGCAAUUUACCUUCUAUCCGGUCACAGCUUGAAACCAUUGAGGUGGCAACCAUUGAGGAAGAAGAACUCUCCAAUCAGACGGACCGUCAAGGCAGGCGGGUUGAUGAACAUCUCCGGAAGAUAGAGGAUGACAUAAUGGAGCUUGCCGAUCUGCUUCGAAGGAAAGAAGAGCCUCGUCCCAGGAAGGUUCCACCUCCACCCCCAGAACCCGUGGUGGAACCUGUGGUCUCCCUUGUCCUUUGUUUCAAGUAUUUCAUUUUUAUCUUCCCACUACUCGGAUGUCAGUCUGCUCGAUCCCCCAGCUCUCCCUCAUUGGCAAGUACUCCUGUUUCGUCUCCCCCUAGUUCUGAAAUAUCAGAAUCUACCAUACCAUCCUCUCCUACCUCCACUGCCACCACCGCUACUGCUUGUCCUCAAGUCGAUCUUACUGCACUUCGGGACAUGUUAUCUACAUUACAGCAGCAAAGCGCUAAUCUCCUUGAGGACCAGCUGGAAACAAGGGUGCUUCUUCAAGAACUGUAUGACCGGCCACCGCCAACACAGCUGGAGAUUAGACCGCCUUCAGUUCGUAAUGAGGCACAGGAGGCUGCGUCACAGAAAGGGAUUACAGACUUGCUUCAUCGGAUUCUUAAUGCCCAUGGUAUCAUUUCUGAUAUGCAGGACCGAGAAGUUGCGCCCCUGCAGCUCCACCUGCCCAACCUCCCUUGGAGGAGAGUAGCAACGAGUGGGCUGAUAUCCCAUCGUUACAGUACGGCAUCUCGUGCACCUAUAGAUCUCUUGCUGAAGCUGAGCCAGAGGGGCGAGGCUGCUGUUGAGCCUCCAACUAUUACCAUACCCACCCCAGUAACAGUAGUGGAGGGUUCCUCCUUUGUCCCAGAGGGCAUGCAAUGCAAGUCCAUGAGCACUGUAGAGCAGAUGCCGACAGGAGAGGACGUUUCCAGUGUCGCAGAUCGCCUGCCCUUCCUCCAGGGCCCAAGGGAUCGGCCUGUUCAAGAAGGCUCUCCAUGCUGA
This is a messenger RNA of Cantharellus anzutake, 1629 nucleotides long. RefSeq lists its product as uncharacterized. The transcript has 7 exons. The coding region runs from base 1 to 1629 and encodes 542 amino acids. NCBI's taxonomy places the organism in Eukaryota, Fungi, Basidiomycota, Agaricomycetes, Cantharellales, Hydnaceae. The record is from RefSeq and is a predicted model, not a curated record.